Messenger RNA from Blepharisma stoltei, 921 nucleotides. Lineage: Eukaryota; Ciliophora; Heterotrichea; Heterotrichida; Blepharismidae. The record is from the annotation of a GenBank genome assembly.
AUGGCUGAGUUAAAGAAACCUGGAUCAAAAUCAAGCCUAUCAAGAGCAAUUGAAUCAGUUUACUCCCAUAAAGGCUUGACCAACGUAAAUAGUGCUUUUAUUGAAUCCAAGAUCAAUGAAAUGCAUAAAAUAAAAAAAUUUAUCCGAAAAGAGUUUUUCUCUGAUGCAUUACAAGUAGGCAGCUACUUUUCCAAGCCAGAAAAAUCAAAAAAGCCAAAGAAAAAAGAUCAUUUUAUUCCUAUAACUUCAUUUGCUUCAACAGGCGUUGGCGCUUAUCAUUUAUACUCGGCACGAGCUUUGCCUUCUCAAUUUUUAAAAACUCCUGUAAGAGUUAUAAAUAAGCUCACCAAAAAAAUUUAUGAAGAGCCCAAAAUAGUGCCUUUUCCAUUAAAUUUGCCAAUUAAAGGUAAGCAAAAGCACCAUGCAAAUCCGUUUUCAUUAACUAAAAACCAAGAUGCUUGCCCAAUUUUAACAGUAGAAAACUAUAAUGCCGGAAGAGUCUGCACAACAGAGCCAAGCCCAAGGCCAAAAAUAAGCUUUGGAGAAACUAUGAGUUCAGAAAAUAUUCUCUUUGAUAAUUUCCAGUAUUUUUCCUAUCCCUUUUUAGCCUAAUCCUAUUAAUAAUCCUUUUAUCUUAUUUAGCAUAAUAAUUUUGCUGCGACAUUCCACUCAUCAAUUAAGCCACAAACUAGUUCUGGCAUCAGGUCACCAGAGUCCAUAUGUAUGGAAAUCUCAGAAUCCUGCAAUGAUUUACUACAGCUUAACAAGCAAAGCAAGAAAAUGAUUGCAAGAAAAACAAGAAUGCUAAAGCGAGGCAUGAAUCGAUGUAAAAGCUACACAAAAAUGAUUACUCAGAGCAACAAAAGAGCAAGCUACUACCUUUUGCAUCAGCAAUACACAAGCUCUGAAAGGCCAAAUUAA